AUGAGUUGCCUGAGUUUGCCUGGCGGCAGACGAUGUCGGGCGAGCCUCGCGAAGCGGAUGGCCCUGUUUGAGGCCAUCGGCUUGGCGCUGCGAGCCCCCAGUCCGGAAGUGAGCAUUUGGUGCAGAAGGCCUCUGACCACGAAGGCCUCGAAGGUUGCAGGGACGGCGACGCAAGACCGGCGCGACAUGCGCUUCUUGCUCUCAGAGAGCAACUGCCCCUUUCCCAUGGAACCUGGUCAGAAAGAAGGCUUUCUCUGCAGCGUGGUUCCUUGCGCAUGGUGCAAGCAAGGUGUUGCCAUUUGGAGCGCCAUGAGGUAG
Effrenium voratum is the source of this 318-nucleotide messenger RNA. Lineage: Eukaryota; Dinophyceae; Suessiales; Symbiodiniaceae. The record is from the annotation of a GenBank genome assembly.